Messenger RNA from Clonostachys byssicola, 3513 nucleotides. NCBI's taxonomy places the organism in Eukaryota, Fungi, Ascomycota, Sordariomycetes, Hypocreales, Bionectriaceae. The record is from the annotation of a GenBank genome assembly.
AUGGCCGAGUCAGUGUUCCCCGACCCCACGUCGGAUCUUGGGUGGAGUGAUUACAUCGGUGCAAUUCAUGAGAUCUUUGCCAAGAAUGCUGUUGCGCACCCUUCGCGAGUUUGCGUGACAGAGACCAAGAGCUCUACGUCGCCGACGAGAAGCUUCAAUUAUCAGCAAAUAUACGAGGCUUCCAACACAAUCGCCAACCAUCUGCACGAUGCUGGCAUCACCAAUGGAGAUGUGGUCAUGAUCUUCGCCAACAGAACUGUAGAGCUGAUCUGCGCAUUUAUGGGAGUUUUGGCUGCUGGAGCUACAGUCACAGUCCUCGACCCGCUGUACCCGCCGCAAAGGCAGCAAAUUUAUCUCGAGUCGGCCCAGCCCAAGGCCAUGAUCUCAAUUGGCAAGACCAUUGACGAAAAUGGGCCACUUGCUCCGCUCGUACAGAAGUAUGUCGACGAGCAACUGUCUCUCAAGACCCAGAUUCCUGAACUCCGAAUGAGUGACGACGGCAUCCUCUUUGGCGGAAAGCAAGAUGGCGUAGAUAUCUUCGACACACUACGCUCCAAAGCAUCAUCACCCCCCGACGUUCUAGUCGGCCCAGACUCUGUCUCUGUCAUGUCCUUCACUUCGGGAUCCGAGGGAAGGCCCAAGUGUGUCUUGGGGCGUCAUUACAGCUUGGCAAAAUACUUUCCCUGGAUGUCGAAGCGCUUCAACCUCACAGCAGAUUCAAAGUUCGCUUGCCUUAGCGGGAUUGCCCACGAUCCCAUUCAGCGAGACAUAUUCACACCACUCUUUCUCGGCGCCCAUCUUCUAAUUCCAGCCAAGGAGGACAUCGCACACGAGAAGCUCAGCGAAUGGAUGCGGGAUUGGUCACCCACCGUCACGCACUUGACUCCUGCAAUGGGCAAUGUGCUUGUGGCAGCAUCUAGCGCCAAAUUCCCCUCCCUGCGUCAUGUCUUCUUCGUUGGCGAUGUUCUGACCACUCGUGACUGCAAGGCCCUGCAGAGAUUAGGGCCAGCAUGCCGCAUAGUAAAUAUGUACGGAACGACCGAGACUUCUCGGGCCGUCUCUUACUUUGAAAUUCCAUCCGCCGAAGAGGAUCCCGCCGCUUUGGACUCGUUGGGUGACACCAUCCCCGCGGGAUGGGGAAUGGAGAACGUCCAGGUUCUUGUUGUAUCUCAGAAGGAUCAUAAGACGUUGUGCGGUGUUGGAGAAGUUGGCGAGUUGAUGAUAAGAGCUGCCGGACUUUCAGCAGGUUAUCUCAAUGACCCUAAGCUGAACAAAGAGAAAUUCAUCGACAACUGGUUUGUCGAUAAUAACAAGUGGGUAGAGGCUGAUAAAGCCAAGGACAAGGGAGAGCCAUGGCGCGCCUUUUAUAAUGGGCCUCAUGAUAAGCUCUAUCGAACGGGAGACCUCGGCCAGUAUCUUCCCUCGGGAGCCGUGCGUGUAUCUGGACGAAUCGACUCUCAGGUCAAGAUUCGUGGCUUCCGAAUUGAGCUCAACGAGAUUGACGCUAAUCUGAGCAACAGCCCUCUUGUGCAAGACUGCAAGACGCUUGUCCGGAGAGACGCCCAUGAGGAGCCUAAGCUUGUCAGUUAUAUCGUUCCCGAGCUCACUGAGUGGAAGCGCUGGCUUGAAGCCAACAAUCAAGAAGAUCUUAAGGAUGAGGGUAUCGAGAUUGGACCUGCUGUUGUUUACCUCAAGAGGUUUCGUGCCCUUCAGGCGGUUGUUCGUGACCAUCUCAAGGACCGUCUUGCGUCUCACUCGAUACCCUCGGUCUUUAUUAUACUGAAGAAGCUUCCUCUCAAUCCAAACGGCAAGGUUGAUUCCCCAAAUCUGCCUUUCCCCGAUGCAGCGCAAAUCAUGGAGGAAGCCUCAGAAGAGGACCUGGCAAGCUGGGAAUCCCUAUCAGAUACAGAAAAGACGGUCGCCUCGCUUUGGGCAACUCUUAUUCCAGGCCUAAACGCCAAAACGCUCAGGCCCGACUCGGACUUUUUCGACUGCGGCGGGCACAGCUUGCUCGCCCAGCAAAUGUUGCUAUCUGUACGAAAGAGCCUGAACGCGGAUAUUCUUAUUGGCGUUCUUUAUUACCACCCGACUCUGCGGGGUUUGAGCAGCCAGAUUGACCAACUACGCAGUGGUCAAGCUGUCGAAAAGGUAUCCGAAUCGAACUAUGCUAAAUCAUUGGAUACGUUGAUGAAGACACUGGACGAAAAGUAUCAGACAGCGGAUCCAGAUGCCCUGAGCCCAUCAAGCGGUGCCACAUUCUUCCUCACUGGUGCCACAGGUUUCUUAGGCGCAUACCUAGUCAAGGACAUCUUGGAGAGGGGGAACACCAAGCUCAUUACACACAUCCGUGGAGCCAAGGAUGUUGCUUAUGCCAAGGAGCGCUUGAGAAGAUCACUCAAGGGCUAUCUCCUAUGGCAAGACUCAUGGGAGGAUAGGAUCUCGUGUGUUCUCGGCGACCUGUCCAAGCCUCGUCUCGGUCUUGAUGAUGCCAGUUGGAAGCACAUCGCUGAGACAGCAGAUGUCAUAGUGCACAACGGUGCCUAUGUCCACUGGAUUGCCCGAUAUGAGCAGAUGGUGAACAGCAACGUCCUCUCUGUUAUUGAUGCAAUGAAGCUCUGCAAUGAGGGCAAGGCCAAGCUCUUCUCCUUUGUCUCCUCAACUUCGACUCUGGACACCGAGUACUACUAUAACCUCUCAAGAGACCAGGUCGCCGUCGGCCGCGGCGCCGUGCUUGAGUCGGACGAUACAGAGACCAACCGUCAGGGGGGUUUGGGCACUGGUUAUGGGCAAACCAAGUGGGUUUCUGAGCAACUGGCUCGCGAGGCUGGCAAGCGUGGCCUCCGUGGCUCCGUCGUCCGAGCUGGGUACAUUCUCGGCGGCCACAAUGGUGUGUCCAAUACGGAUGAUUUCUUGAUCAGACUCCUCAAGGGCUGCAUCCAGCUGGGCGCCAGGCCUCGCAUCAUCAAUACCGUCAACGCCAUCCCAGUCGAUCAUGUUGCCAAGGUCGUCGUUGCCUCAGCCCUGAACCCGCUACCCGGGGUGAAUGUCUGUCACGUCACUGCGCACCCGAGACUGCGCAUGAGCGAGUUCCUCUCGGCGCUGAACUACUACGGAUACGAUGUUCCUGAAGUCGACUACGAGGAGUGGAAGACGCGGCUCGAGGAAUUCGUGUUGGCCGGUUCGGUCGAGAAGGAUCAGGAGCAGAGUGCGCUCAUGCCAUUGUUCCACAUGGCCACGUCGGACCUACCGUCGACAACGCGCGCACCUGAGCUGGACGACAGGAACACCGUGGCUGUCCUCAAGGGCGACGCUGAUCGCUGGACGGGUGUUGACGAUAGUGCUGGUGAGGGCGUCACGCGCGAGAAUAUUGGAAGGUAUCUGAGGUUCUUGGCAACGAUCAAGUUCCUGCCUUUGCCGACCGGCCGUGGGCGCGAGCUGCCACCUAUUUCAGCCGAUGUCGAGCAGGCUCAGGCACAAUGGGGAGUGGGCGGUCGUGGUGGCACCAGUGCAUGA